AUUCUGGUUCAUGGCCUUUACCUCGGCAGCCAAUGAAGUGAUCUUCUUAGAAAACCUUAACCAAUCAUAGCUUUUCUUUCACUUCUAUAUACGCAGAAUAGGCAUUUUGUUGUUUAUCCGAGCUGUCUCGAGGUUGUGCUCGCUGCGAAGAUUGAAAUAAGGCAAGAUUCUUUCGUGAUUAUAUUGUUAUUCAAGUAAUAUUAUACGUAAGUCUAUCUUGAAGUUCUAUAUGUUUGAUGUUUUUCACACAAAGCACCAUGUUAUGUACGUAUAUUGAUGUGCAUAUUUUGAAUUUUGCGAGUAUGUUUUGGUUGACGAAAUGCUAAGAUGCUCGAUAUCACAUAGUCAUAGACAGAGCAAAUAAUGUAGUUUUUCUUACCCCAAGAAUGCCCUGUUUCAUCUUAUGCCGCCUGACGUUUCCUUCAUCGGAUGAAACAGGCUAGCGAAACUACAGUUUAGAAUGUUUAGUAUUUCCGCUGUAUACUGUACUGUAUUACGUUAUAUAUUUUCAUACAUAUGAAUGUACAGUAUAUACUGUCUGUACUGUACGUAUCUGAAGUACUGCGACUGUCUGGGAAAUUGCACCUCGUGCAUGUAGUUUUUGUAUUUAUACAUAUUGCCAUUCAUAUAAAUUUGGCUAGAUGAUUCCGUUUUACAUUGUUGCAAGACAGUACAACUGAAAUGAUCCUAUUUGGUUGUGUCCGUGCAUGUGUGACACGUCAUGCAUUCACACGAAUAUAUACUGAAACUUAGGAUAGACAGACACCAUAUAUUAAUAUAUUAGUAUAAGUACCGAACGCCACCAUACUCAAUAGCGAUACAGAAUAUCGGUCACACUCUCUAGAUGUCUGGAAUGUCAACAAAAAUUCAGAGUGUAAUAUAGGACCUUUUUCAACCAACAUUAAAUCUUGCACGGUUUAUUUUACAGCAAACGACAGCACUGAAAUUUAAGUCGCUCACAAUGAAUUGUAGUAUACUUAGCGCGCGUCUUAGUAACGUUCAAAACAAGCAUGAACUGGUACUUUUAAUUUCCUGUUUUAAUGACAACACUGGUCUGUCGAAAAGAGUUAAAAGACUCCAGGUUUUGAAGUUAUGACUUAUGUAGCUUUACGCAAAGAGUAAUUACAAUUUUGCCGGAUUCGAUGCGCAAUCUUCGGGCGUAAGAAAUGAUACGAGCGGGAAAGCGAAAGCAGACAAUUUUAACUGCGACAUUUGUUUUCCAAGAACCCGCAAGUUGACGCUAAGCUAAGGAAAUUUAAAUAUUGUUUAUCUCAGCAUGACAUCCCCCGCACGUUCUUGUCGGGAUUUCCCGUUGCCGGGCUCGCUGAACGACUGAAAUUUGGAGAUUUCAGUGAUAUAGAGCGCAGUUAAACCGGAUUUCCACCAGGCCAAUUUGUUCGCGCGAAGCGAAAAUAAACUUCAGUGAAGACGUGAUUGGAUUCGAUCGAGACGAAUUGUUUUUUGAGACAAUUCACAUUACUGAAAUGUGUUGUUUUUUUGCUUCACGCUAACAAAUUCAUCUGGCGGAAAACACAGCUGCAAUUUCUCAUGAUCAGUCAUUUUGUCUUGCAAUGUUGGAAAAACAGCAUUGACAUUUGACAUAAUAACAUUAAGUGAUAUGGUCAAAGUUGCUUUUGUAUUGCUGGAUAUUUGUAGCUGUUUAUGACGUAGGGUAGGGUCAGCAUUCAGAAACAGCGAGACACGAAUCUACGAAACAAUUUCUAUAACCACAUUUGUGGAGAUAGGGUCAGCGGUUAUAGGGUUAGGGUCAGCUGGCAAGGUAGCUCAAGGUCAGACCGUUAGGGUAAGGCAGGCCUCGAAUUUAGCGGCGGCCAUGGCGGCCACUGGCCGUCGAUGACCUACUUGUUGGCCGCUAUGCCCUCAAAAUAUACCGAAAUCCACGGCCAGUAGUGGCCUGCCCUCAACCACAGAGUACAGUAUACUGUACUUAUGCUUUAGAAUACCAAGUGUAUGAUUUGUAAAAUUGGCAAUAAUCACUUAUGUACUGUACAAUCUUAUUAGUUAUAGUUUAAUAGGUAGUUCAGAUACAUGUAAAUACGAUAUGAAUAGUUUCGUUUGGCAUUUUUUUAAUUGUUUAUUUUUAAUUAUUAAUCUGUCAAUCUGUUAAUCUUUUCCUGUCUCAUGGAAACUCAGACGUUAUUUGAAACUUCAAAAUGGCAACUGAAUAAAAUUUUCAAACUGGCCUUGAUAAACUUAGUAACAUUUAAGGCCAAACUGGCCUUUCCUUUAUUCUUCCCAAAUUCGAGGCCUGGUAAGGAUAGGGUUCAGCAUUCAUAAACAGCGAGACAUGAAUCUAUUUAACCACAAAUUUGUAGUGAACGAUGCCGCUGGACACAGUGCUAUGUCUGGAUACCUCGGGCUCCAUGGCCAACCGUGGUAUCAGAGAAUUGAAACGGGCAGCGACUGAAUUUCUGAACGGCAUCGAGGAAACAGCGAAACAAUCUCAAUUAAAGGUCUGUAAAGCCUGGUUUCCAUAUGGUCGUAACGGUCGCAAAGAUUGGCUCACGAUCUUUCUCAUCAGCCGAACUACAACAUUUCAGAACUGAAAAUACGCGGAGUGAUUAUAACUAUAGAGAAUAGUUAUGAUUUACAUGUGGUUUACAGGUAUAUAUAAACUAUUAUAAACUGGCCGUUGAGAAAGAUCGUGACUCAAUUUUUACGGACCAUAUGGAAACCAGGAAUUAUAUAACUGAAUCCUUAUAUUAUAUAUUAUACUUCUCCUUAUAUUCUUCAACUAGUUACAUCUCUACCAACAAAAAGCUUGUUAAUAUACAGCAGAAGCCCGUUUUUAAUUACAGGGUUAAUAUAUACACGUGUAUCUUCCUUGGGUACUGAGAAUUAGUCUAUACCAAACAUUUCAUGAACAUUCAAGGCGCGAGUUUUUCACUCCAAUCGGAAAUACCACACAUGCAAAUUGUGAUGGUAAAAACAAAAUGUCCAAACAUGAAAUUUUCGGUGUAGACUAAUUUGAAUAUAAAGAUUUCAAUUGUGAGGUCAAUUUUUGGCAACGACCUGCAGAUAGUGAGAUGAAAAAGUGAUGACGUCAACUCGGAUUGGAGAAUUCAGAGAGUAGGCUUUCGUUCCAAAACCUUCUCAAACCUGCAUACUUCUGGCACCCAGGGUAUCAUAAGUAUUCAUAAUACGUAUCAGUUUUCGUUUGGAAACGAAACUUUUUCUCUCUUUAAAAAACAUGUAAAAUACAAGUGAUUUGCCAACACUCAGAUAACAGGUUGCUUCGAAACGUAGCGGUCAAAGCAAUACCUAUAAUCUAUAUGAACAAAACUUACCAAGUCUGACUCCACAAGAAGUGAAGAAGUUCCAACGAGGAGUUCCAUUUUUGCAAUAAAAACAAACCGCCGCAAAAAAACUAUGAACGAAUAUAGAGGUAUAAAAAUGACAACACGGUAAAUUUGUUUUGUAAUUGUGCCAAAAACUUCGCGAUUCAAUUUAUCGGUCUUGGAAGAUUGAAAAUGGGAACUGAGGUCGUUCACUUUCUGAGAGGUUCUGCGAAUUUAUAAUGCAGCUGCAGAGUUAUACAAUUAUAUUUUUAGGAAAACGUUGCGAUCGUGGAAUUUGGAGCGAAUACUCGGAUUGUUAAGAACCUGUCCACAGACUACGCUGCACUGAAAAAAUGUAUCGGUAAAUAAGCUUUCUUUUUAUAUUAGAGCCCAACUCAGGCCCCCUUUACACAAGCCCGGGUUGACUAUCAACCCGGGUUGGCUUGCCAGCCCGGGUCAACCCGUCUACGAAUAAAUCUCUAUUAGCGUUUACACGAUAGCCGGGUCAACCGUUCACACCUCGCCAACCCGGGGCACCCUUCUCGAGACCCGGGUCGACCCGGGUUGGCGAGGUGUGAACGCGUGAAAAGUUUACUCAUUUCUUCAUGUAAAGCCGGGUUGGCUUGACCCGGGAUCAUGUAAAGUGCGGGAAAUUCCUGAUUGUGAACUUUGCACCUAGCGUCAUAUCGCAUUUCAACAUUUUGCGUGCGUAUUUUCUCCGUCUCUGUUUGGUACAGACAUAUAAAAUCAUACAGUAUGGCGAGUAAAAACUGUCCAAAACCAAAAGAAAAAAUGCACAACCCGCGUUUCAGUGGUGGUCUGAAAUUAUUGAUCACCUAAUCCUUUCUCUGAAGGAUUAUAAGACGGAGAUGAAUUAUAAAAAUGUAGAUUUCAACUCCGAUGUUGUCGCAAUGUAUUCAAAGUUGCGCGAAGGUCUGGCGUUGGCGUUCGAUGCCGAAUAUUUUUGCCCAGUAGAUCUUCCAGUACAAAAUAACGAGGGAAAAAAGGGAAGAAAACGUCUUUAAGGCAGAAUUAAGUUGCUAUACGGUUAAAUCCUUGAUAAAAAGGGAUAUAAUUGUAUACUGAAAGAUAUAAGCGCCAAAACUAAAAGGUAUAUAAUCGUAAUAAUAUCGUAUGAGGUCUAUAACGGAUUUUAAGGGAUAUAAGCGCUAAAAAUACACUCUGCUCCAGUCUGUUGCUCGGAAUAUUACUCGAGUCAGCCCGGGUUGAGAAUUGCUGACCCGGGUUGGCAAAAUUGUCGUCAACCCGGGUUCAUGUAAACAGAAUAAAAAAAUAACCUCCUGUGGCGUGCUGACCCGGGUUGAAAAUCAGCCCGGGUUCGUGUAAAGGGGGCCUCAUUGUAAGGUUCCUAAACCCGUGAUGCCGGGUUCAAAUUCUCACGCACGUUUUCGUAGCUUUUUUAAUACAGUAUAUGUAGCCGGUUACAGACGAGCAAGUUUUCUGACAAGUUUUUAUGUGACAAGUUCUAUUUGCUCGUCUGUACGCGCAACUUUGACAAGUUUUUCUAUGACAAGUGCACUUGUUCAAAAGCUAAAAGUACAAAUUUUGUUCGUCUGUAUGGGUCAACAAAUAAAACUUGUCUAAGUAAUCUGAGCAUUUGAUGUGAUUGGCCAGUGGACUAUUAUAAUUUUUCUGUCAUGGCGGCGAUAAACACCUUUUUCUGACACGUUCACAUGCACCAGUAAAUAAAACUUGUCACAUGAAAACAUGUCAUAUAAAAUUUGUUGCAUAUACUCACGUGCACUUGGCAAAUAAAACUUGUCACAUAAAAACUUGUCAUAGAAAACUUGCUCGUCUGUAACCGGCUAUUAUGCGUCCCGCAAAACCUAUCAGAGGGUCCGAAUAUGGUUACUCAGUGACUUUUGGCCGUAUUUUGACUGACAAUUAACACAACAUCAUGACUGAUACAGUAGCUUCCACUGAGAAAAUGAAACGGCAAUUUGAAAUCCUAUAAAAUAUUUUACCGACAGCUGACGAAUGGCAAAAUUUAGGCUUCAAACUGACAUCCUAAUAUCCCGGCAUUACCAUCCUCUUAUUAUCAACCGUUACGCAUGUUAAAUGAUGUUAUUAAUCUCAUAUUAAAUAUUUUAACAGCUUCCGUUUAUUUCAGGGAGUUUGUCAGCGAAUGGUCAAACACCAAUGAAAGAAGGUCUUACCCUUGCAAUGAAAGAAAUUCUUGAACAUGGUACGUUUCAGAUUCUUCUUGAUUUGUGGAAGUAAAUAAAUAGAUCCCGAUUAUCUCAUUUUUAUUCCACUGCACGAGUUGCAUGCCUGCGUUCGCGCGAGAUCGGACGAAGUCGGAACCGCAUCCCAAUUCACCCGGUUCACACAGGAAUUUGUACGGUUAGUUGUAUUCGAACUCGUCACGUUUCAUGCCUCGCGUGUGGACGCGCAAAGCAAAAUCAUUGGAGUGCGAGAGUUGGUACGUAAAAAAUGGGCAAUUGUACUUGAAAAUUAUUAAAGGGAAGAGCGGUGCGCAUUCAUUGGUGGAAAUAGGAAGAAAAAUGCUACGACAUGAAUUUGGUAAAUACACGGAAAGGGAAAAAAAUUAUAUAGGGUCGGGCAAUUUCACGAACGCCAGGCAAACUUUCCCGUGAAGUAAGAGUACAACGCUUUCAAAUUCACCGGUAGGAAUGAUUCAGUUCUUCGUAUUAGUCGAUCCCUUCAAUUUCUUGCAUUCCUGUGACUCAUUUCAAACGUGGGUUGGCACUAGAUGACUUACUAAGUGAGGUUGGGAUCUUGCGCGCCAAUGCUGCGUAUAUACAUAGGGAUCUUCUUGAAUGUCAAAAAGUUAAUAUCAUUUGCGCGCGAAAUCUGGAGAGUACUGUUUUAAUUUGAUCAGGCGGAGUGGUUAACGUGAAUGGUCUAAAACUUUCUCCACGCAUCGUGUUAAUGACAGAUGGCAAACCGACAGGCACAACCGAAGUUCAGGUAUAGGUAUUAAUAUAUCUUAAUAUAUCUAAACCAUUUCGUCUGGUAGAUAGAUAAGUCUACUGCAUAGCAGAAUAUGUUUAACCGUACGUAAGCAGGUAAACAGGACUGGCCUGUAAAUAGCUUGGUAAAUAUAGGUAGGCAAAUAGUAGAGGUAAGUAUGUACGUAGUAGGUAGAUAGAUAUACCAACGUCUGUAUUCUAAAAGCUCACUCACACUCAAAGAGUGGAGGUUCAGUCUGCAUGAGCUUCUCUUGAGUGCAUGUCAAUGCUGUUUUUGAAUAGCUGAAGGGUUAGUGUCGUAACUUACUCUGUGACUACUCAUUCUCCAGCUAUUCAAAAACAGCAUUGACACUCAAAAGAAGCUCAGAUUGAACUCUCUUUGAGUGUGGAUGAGCUUUCAGAAUACAGGCGUCGGUAGGUAUAGGUAGAUAUGCAGGCAGGUUUAUAGGUUAGCACGUAGGUAGGUAGGCACGUAUAGGUAGGUAUAGGUGAAUGGGUCAAUGUAAGUAAGUAGGUUGAUGGUAGAUGGGUAUAUGUAGGAAGAUAUUAUGGGUAUAUGUAGGAAGAUAUUAGAAGUGGGAACGUAGGCAGGCAGAGAGGAGGGUGGGUAGGUAGGCAGGCAUGCAGGUGAGUGGGUAGGUAGGCAGGUAAGUAGGUAGGUGAGAUUAUCAACCUACUUAUUACUUAUCAUGAACCCUGGUAGAUGGGUAUAUAUGUAGGAAGAUAUUGUGGGGUGGGUAGGAAGUAAGUGUUCGGAAAUGAAAUAAUAUAUACUGGCAUGUCUGGUAGACGUAGUAGAUACAUAGAUAUGUGAGCAUGAACUACUUGGAAAAGCUUGCAAGUAAACGAAUGAACGUAAGGAUCGUAAAUUAUGUAAAUGUCUCUCAGGCCAUAACAGAGGUUCUCACAGUUGCUGCGUUGUUUGGACAACAUUGGAAAGAAGUUGGUCUACCCCAUCCAAUUCCCAUCGCUUGUGUUGGCUGUGGCGAUGCUGAUAGGGUAAGAGAAAGUUGAUCACUUGUUGGAUCUCACUAUAAGCACCAAAAGAUGGUCGUCAAAUUUUCUCAAUUCUUUCUGGUGUCGAACUUUUCAUGUGGUGAAACUAAUGUGAAUGACUUGAACUCAUUUUUUCGAGCUCACUCAUUUUUUCGAUGCUCAGAUAUUCACCAGAACCCUUGGAGGGCCCGAUGCAAUUGCCCCACUGCUGUUAAAGCCAAACCCUUCUCUGAAGAUGCAUCGGUUUAUUCAAAUCAAUACUUAUUCAGAAAUUAUAGCUGAAAACAAACUUAAUACAAUCCUUUUCGUCCCAAUCCAAAACAUCAUUGGUGCACGUGAAAGCUAUAACUUUCCAUUUGGUACAUAAAAAAUGUGGCUUCCCAGGGGAAUAGCCCCAGUGAGUUUACUCCGGUGUCCCUGUUAAUGUUGAAUGUGAUCAGUCUGAUUUAUCAGUAAAAUACCAAAAGAAUAGCAACGGGCACUUCCCGAAUUUGCCACUUGAGUGCACACAAAAACAAUAACUUGAAAUCGAGGCGGACAUGAUGUACUCCAUUGUUGUAUCUCAUUGCAGAAACUUCUUGAAGGGAUCGCCAAAAUAACCAAAGGCAUGUUCACUAUGGUUGACAGCAUGGAGGAAUUGAGCACUUUCUUUCGUAGACAAGUCAUUCUCUCAAGAUUCGUCGCGCAAUUUUCACAUGGUUAGUUCGCAUUACAAUAAACGUCAAAAAGGUUAAAAUAUACAAAACUUUCGGUCGCUAACUGCGACCUUCCUCAGAGUUAAAAAUUUACAAGUGACUAAAAACGGUCCUUAGGCUUAGGAUAGCUACGCCAAAGACCGUUUCUAGUCACUUGUAAAUUGUGUAUAUUUUAACCUUUUUAAAUUAAUGCAGUAUAUAAUAGAUCAGCUUCAACAAGAAACCAAAUUAGUUCAGUAUAGCCUAUAGGUUCGCUUUUGAAUGCAUGUGCGUAGUAUUUCAUGUGUUGUUUUGUGAUCCUUAAACUAUAUCAUAUAUGACUAGAGUUAAUUUCUCAACUACAGACAUGUCUCAGUUACGGUCACUACUGGCUUUGCAGCAGUUCAUGAGAGCAUGUGGUGAAGCCGUGGAGGAGUCAGAAGCGGUGAGUUUAUUCAACACUGUCCUCUCCGCUCCGUUUCUUUCAAAAGCUUUUGCGGAGGAGAGAGCAAGAUUGCCAUGUAGCAAUCUGGUUCCCAGAGUAUGCCUGUUCGCGGGUUGUCCAUGUAGUCAUCCAACCAUAACCUGCAAAGCAGGUGUUUUAUUUGAAACUCGCGGGGGCCUGAAUUUGCCUACCGGGAGCGGGAUGCAGUCUGCGAGCAGACUAGAAUUUGCCGGGUGAGCUGGAGGAUAAUCGUGGAUAGCAUUCCGCCUUUCAUUAUUCCAUCCAGCCUAUGAAUUGCUCUUAGGGAUUAAUUUUGAAACAAGCAAGAUCAAACAAGCUAAACUGUCGUACUACUUUAUUAGCGUUCACUUCGCGGUCUUCUUGGUGCCAUGUUGAUCGGGGCAGCUUUAGAAGAUAGUGAUGAUGAUGAUGACGACGGAGAUAGUAAGGUGAGUUAUACCUAUACCUGCCAUACGAAAUAUUCUGCCGAAGGGGGGAGGGGAGGAGGCUGUGUUGCCACUCCCAGCCUCAUAACUUCAAGGUUAUUAUAGUUCCAGAAUAGUUAAUUUCCAGUCCAUAUAUUAGAUUGGUCAUGAACUUUUCUUACCCCACAGUCUUAUCCUACGCCACCACCACUGGGAACUCGGAUACGUCGAGGACCACAAUGGAAGUGGGGGGAUCAAGAUGGGCGUGGAGUGGGCACCAUCGUGAAACACUCUGAUACAAAAGGCAAGUAAACUACUGAUCUGUAAUGUAAAGUGGAUAGUGCAAGCCAUUAUUCAAUGUUCACCGGUGCAUUAGGUGUGCAAUGAUUGAUUGGGGUAAAUGUAGUAUGGAAAAUGGCUAGUCAUUUCACUGUAUUUUUCAUCAACUUUAUUAAUGUAUGUAGGUUGGGUCGACGUUCGUUGGGAUAAUGGCAGGAAGAAUUCGUAUCGUUUUGGUAAAGAUAAUGCGAUGGACGUUAAGGUAAAUCAAACUUAAACCAUCUCCAUCAUCGGGAGUUUCACACCCUCGAAAAGAAGUCCAAAAGUGGAAUUCCAUCCCCGGUAUAGUUAAAGGUAUCCGAAGAUGGAGGGCCAGAGAGGGGAGUUUUUUGAAAGGGAGGUUCUGAAAGGGAGGUUUUGUAAGGUAAAUUGUUAAUGUUUCUUCAUGAAUGACUCCUUGAAAAUCUCUGUCGUAAUAUAUAGAUUGUGAACGAGCCACGUAAAGUCACUUUUCACGAAGGCGUCCAGGUUGGGGUGCGUGUUGUACGAGGUGAGGGUUAAAAAAUUGAAAAAUAUUAUCGAGCACAAGGCAACGAUUGCUGCAACUUGCAACUCAAUUUCGGACACCGAGACAUGUUAUGCAAAGAAUCGCAUAAAAAUUCCUAAGCAUGGCUCCAAAUUUACUCUGAUAACGUUUUUGUUACUAGAAUAGGGAGUUUAAGCAAGCGACGGUUUUCUCAACACGGACGUCAGAUUGCCAAUGGGGCAGUGGAUUAAAAAUUGUGUUUGUAUCAGUUUGUGGUAAUAUUCAACACAUAUGACAAACAAAAGAUUUUUAAAACUUUUUGCUUCCUUACACAAGCGCUUAAUCUCCCUAGUCAUAUUCUAUGUGAAGAGGCAUGAGAGAAAUGAACGAGAAUAAAGAAUAUUGGCGGAGUGAAACCAUGGCUAGUGCUACAAGCUAAAUAAAGAGAGCAGUGGCAGUUUCAAAACAAUGUAAAGACAAUGGAACAUUCGGGCCAAAAACUGUCAUAUCCAAUUUCGAUAUCCCAGGCAGAGGGAAGCUUGUGCAUAACAAAAUUUGAAAUCCCAGACAAAGAGGAAGCUUUCGUGCAUAACAUAACUUUAAUUUUUCAGGCAAAGAUUGGAAGUGGGGGGAUCAAGAUGGCGGAAGUGGUUCAAAGGGCUACGUCUAUGACGUCAGUGAACUAACUGGAGUUUGCAAGGUAUGAUCAAAAUGAUGGCGUCACAGAAUUUCUCAAGCAUUUCGUCCACAAUGUCUCGAACUUUUUCAUCAGUAAAACACAAGGGAAAUCACUACUGUACAGUUGUCUUGAAACCAUGAUAAUAAUACUGCAUAACUUGACUUUCGCGUUGAAUUUCUCUUUAAACACUUGUUCGUGUGAGGACUUAAUAAUUAGUUUACGAGUGUAUAUAAUUUCUCAAACGAAACUGUGUUUAAUUAAAGAAAAUUUCAACGUGAGAGUUGGCUAAAUAUAUUGAAGUGAAGGAUACGGUGUUCACUGUCUUUGUGUUGUACUCAUGAUUUAUUGACGAGUGUUUAUAAAACUUUAGGUACGUUGGGACGAUGGCAGAACAAACACGUAUCGGAAUGGAGCUGAAGGAGCCUUUGACUUGCGUGUUUUACCAGAGGUAAAUCCUGGGGAAGCAAAAAAGGGGGGGAGGGGCGAAGGGGAGCGGGGAGACAAAGAAGGAGAGAAGAGUCUAGAAGAUAUGUAAGCAAGGGGGAGAAGAUGGGGAAGGUCGAAGGGAAGGAAAAAGACAAGGAAGGAGGAGAGAGUCUGCAAAGAGAUAUGAACAAGGGGGAGAAGGUGGGGAGAGUCGAUAGGGAGGAGAAGAGGAAGACAAGGAAGAGGGAAUCUGUAAAGAGAUAUGAACAAGGGGGAGAAGGUGGGGAGAGUCGACAGGGAGGAGGAGAGGAAGACAAGGAAAAGGGAAUCUGUAAAGAGAUAUGAACAAGGGGGAGAAGGUGGGGAGGGUCGAAGGGUAGGGGGAAACAAAGGAGGAGAAGAAAGUCUAGAAAGAGAUGUAAGUGUUUGAACGUUAGAAAGUAAAAGAAAGGGAGAGGGGCGGAGAGAAGUAAAGUCAAUCCUGUGGAGGAUGGGGGGAUGCCCAUCGUACAUACGUUUUGAACAAGGGGAUAAAUUGAUAAAAAAUAAUUGCGUCUAUUGGCUGGCUCCAUUUCGUCGAUCUUGGAGAAAGGGGUGUGGGAAUAUGCACUCCCCCUCCCCGGCUCUUUAACCGUGUUUCGGUAUGCUUGACCAGUGCAGUGCACUAAGAGAACAGGAACAAUAAGAGAAAGGAAAUGAAAGGAUAGAAAAAGUAGAUUUGGAGAAAGAAAGUAAGAAAGAAAAAGUAACGGAGGUAUACAGUUUGUAAUAAGUCCGUACAAUAUCUCAUGUGUUAUAGGAUGUGAGUGGUCUAGGAACUCCAUCAUCAAGCACCCGUGGUAAAGACCCAGAGGAAUGCUCUGUCAUGUGAAUAUGAUCUUCAUAAAAUGUUUCACUGGCAGGCAAGGUGGCCGCGAGAUUCUGAAAUAAAACUGUUAUCCAGUAUGCACUGAUCUUAAUGUUUAACAAGAAAAUAUAGAAGUCUCCUCUCACGAGACAUGAAGUGUAAAUUAAAACAUAGCUAUUACAUAACUAUGAUAAAAAUAAGUAUUCCGGUAACUUCACGGAUUAAGUUCAAACGAAAUAGAAGUAGGGGCACAUACUCACUUGGCUAAAUAGCUAGAACAAUGAGUUUGGUGAAAAAGGAUUGCAAGUAACAUUUUGUAAAAUAUAGUAACAUACCAGUAAAUGUUUUGUUUUGUUGAUGACUCAAGAGUUUAUAUGUAGCUUAAAAAUCUGCGCGUUUGUGCAU
Messenger RNA from Paramuricea clavata, 11955 nucleotides. Lineage: Eukaryota; Metazoa; Cnidaria; Anthozoa; Malacalcyonacea; Plexauridae. The record is from the annotation of a GenBank genome assembly.